This is a messenger RNA of Hydra vulgaris (swiftwater hydra), 1857 nucleotides long. The record is from RefSeq and is a predicted model, not a curated record. NCBI's taxonomy places the organism in Eukaryota, Metazoa, Cnidaria, Hydrozoa, Anthoathecata, Hydridae.
AUGUUGAAUACUCAUAAAACAAAUGCAAGUAAGGCAUAUGCAAUAUUGGCUUUUGACAACUUGAGAAGCAAUCACUUAAAAGUACCAAGGCAUAUUAAUCUAGUAAUUCCAUGCCCUGGAAAAUUGUGCAACCCUGAUGUGACGUAUGAAUGGAUGUGUCUUUAUUGUAAAAAUUAUAUUAAGUAUGGGUUUAAUGAUAAAUUGUAUUGUUUAUGUGGCAGUGGUGAUGCUAAUACUUGCAAAUUCAAAUGCAUUGAUGAACAACACGGAGGUUCAUUUGAUUCAUUUGAGGAUAAAAACUAUUUUAAUUACCUUGUUUCACAACUUAAACCUCUAAAAGAAAAGAAUAUAUUAAUCCUUGGUGAAACAGGGGUAGGAAAAUCUACCUGGAUUAAUGCAUUUUUGAAUUAUUUGUCAUUCUCCAGCCUUGACGAAGCUAAAAGUAAUGAUUUGCUAUCUUUAAUUCCGUCACAGUUUUCAUUGUAUGAUGAAAACUAUAUUGAAGUGAAAAUAACUACUGGGACCGACGUUAAUGAAGCACAAGUAAUAGGACAAUCAGCAACACAAAAAACAAAGAUUUACUCGUUUAUGAUUGGAGAUACUAAAAUAAGACUGAUUGACACACCUGGCGUUGGUGAUACUAGAGGAAUUGAACAGGAUAAACUGAAUUUUGAGGACAUACUUUCAACUUUGUCUUAUUUAGAUAAACUUCAUGGAAUUUGUAUUUUGUUAAAACCAAGUGAAUCAAGAUUAAGUGUUAUGUUUGAGUUCUGCAUUAAGGAGCUCUUAUAUUAUUUACAUAAGGAUGCUUGCAGAAAUAUUGUAUUUUGCUUUACAAACACUCGUCAAAACUUUUACCAACCUGGAGGUACAGUAAAUAUGUUAAAAGAACUUCUUCAUAAAAAUAAACUUGUUGAUAUCCCAAUAUGCAAAAAAACUAUGUAUUGCUUUGAUAGCGAAUCAUACCGAUAUCUUGCAGCUGUCAAAAGCAAAACAGAAUCAUUACUUUUUUUAGAGAACUUAUUUAACAAUUAUGCAGAAAGUUGGGAACACUCCGUAUCUGAAACUAAAAGGUUAUUACAGCAUAUCACUGGAUUAAAAGCACAUAAAUUAAACAAUACUCUUAGUCUUAAUGCUGCUCGUGUUGUUAUUCAACAACUUACACGUCCUUUGACUGAAAUAAGUAAAAAUAUGCAAGGAAACAAAGAAAUUCUGAAAAACAAUAUAGCAAAUCUUGAUAUGGUUGAGUUGUACAAUGAAAACGGUCUCAUGCAAAUUCAUUAUAGCACUGUCUGUCAUAACAAUUGCACUAUUAGAAGUGUUAACCACGAUACAGUUGGAGAUAAUAAAAUUUUAGGUUGCUCUGCAUUUAACGUUACCAUAGUUGAUGCAAUUGCAAAUACUGUAAACUAUGUUUUCAACAUAAGAUUGCCAUUUACUGGAUUAUGUCGACAAUGUAAUCACAGCUAUAAGGAACAUAUGCAUAUUUACUAUGAGUCUAAAGAAGUUUUAAAAAUUAUUGAAAGACUGGAAGUUGUUGAAAUGCUAAAAAGCAAAUUAUCAGAAUUGGAAAAAAAAGAAAUGGAAAAAUCUAACAAUUUGGAAAGCAGUGGUGAUACUAACGUUGUUAAUGUUUCUGAAAUUCAAUCUAGAAUAGAUAAGCUGUACAAUUUAAAGCACUCAGGGGAGUAUCUUCAGAAAUCUAGACUUAUUACAAGUUGUACUCAUAAACUUUCUGCAAAUAAUCAAGAAAUUCCCGCUGAGCUGGUUGUAAAUGAAAACAGAAGUCGAUUUAAGAGACUAACUGACUGGACCGGAGAGAAAAUAAAACAAUUUAUACCGGCUAUACGUUACUAA